UAUGAGCUGUAUGUUUAUAUAUAAUUAAUUUAUAAUUUAAUAUUGAUGGUAAUCAAAUAGAUGGAUGAUAAGCUAAGUAUACAACUGUAUAAACACUGUACUUUUAUAAUUUAAUUUUAGAAUAAAAUUAACUUUUGUACAAGAGAAUAGUAUUUUCUACUGAAUGAUAUGAUGUUUGUCAAGAGUGGAUUGAUGAGCUUAUUGCUCGUUGGCAUUGUUAUUUCUGUAGAAUCAUUAGAAACUGAAACUGGAAUUUGUUCUUAUUACACUGGAUCGGGGACAACAGCAAGUGGUGAAGCUUAUAAUGAACGUGCAUUAACUGCUGCUCAUCCAACUUGGCCAUUUGGUACUAGAGUUGGAGUAUUCAAUGCAAGAGGUAAUGGUGUUACUGUUGUUAUCAAUGAUCGUGGACCUUUUGUACAUGGAAGAAUUUUGGAUUUGUCGAAACGUGCUGCUGAAAAAUUGGGUAUUAUUGAAGUGGGUCUUGAAAGACAUUGCAAAAUUGUACGAUUAACUUAG
This is a messenger RNA of Aphidius gifuensis, 519 nucleotides long. Its product is annotated as probable endolytic peptidoglycan transglycosylase RlpA. The record is from RefSeq and is a predicted model, not a curated record. The transcript has 2 exons. The coding region runs from base 169 to 519 and encodes 116 amino acids. NCBI's taxonomy places the organism in Eukaryota, Metazoa, Arthropoda, Insecta, Hymenoptera, Braconidae.